Eucalyptus grandis is the source of this 1449-nucleotide messenger RNA. RefSeq names its product UBP1-associated proteins 1C. Lineage: Eukaryota; Viridiplantae; Streptophyta; Magnoliopsida; Myrtales; Myrtaceae. Bases 90 to 1064 code for a protein of 324 amino acids. The transcript has 6 exons. Gene Ontology annotation, biological process: rRNA processing; negative regulation of transcription by RNA polymerase II. Gene Ontology annotation, cellular component: nucleolus. Gene Ontology annotation, molecular function: zinc ion binding; DNA binding. The record is from RefSeq and is a predicted model, not a curated record.
UCUGCACCCCCACCUAAAACCUCCCUCCACCGCCUCCCAUCUGCGCUCAUUUCCGCGGCGGAGCUUCAGGCGAGAACCGGAGGAGGAAGAUGGUGUGGUUCCAGUGCGAGGACUGCGGCGAGAACCUCAAGAAGCCCAAAUUGCCCAAUCACUUCCGUGUUUGCUCCGCCUUCAAGCUGUCCUGCAUCGACUGCGGAGAGACGUUCAGCCAGCAGAGCGUGCAGGGCCACACCCAGUGCAUUUCCGAAGCGGAGAAAUACGGUCCUAAGGGUCAAGGAAAGGUUUCAAAUGGCACACCUGCUAAGCCUGGCAAAGAUGCGAAGCAGCAACCUGAUUUCGACAUAACCGUCGGAUUGACUAAACGGCCUCCAUGGUUUUGCAGUCUUUGCAACAUAAAGGCCUCUAGUGAGCAGACCCUGCUCCUACAUGCUGAAGGGAAGAAGCACAAGGCAAAAGCACGAGCUUUCCAUGCUUCAAAGCAGCAACCUCAACAAAAACAAGAAUCCACUUCUCCCGCAACACUUCCUCCUGAAGAAGCUUCAAAAAGUAGAGGAGGUGACGGUGAACACAUAGAAGAACCAAAGAAUAAGGAUAUUUCCACAAGCAACAAUGCACAUGACAAUUCCGAGGUAGAUAAGGGAAACUUACAGUCGAGUAAAAAGAGGAAACAUGACGGAUCUGAUAAAAUUGAUCAUAAGAAGAAAACUAUGCUUGAUAAUCUCAAUGAAGUUGGAGAUGGGGAAGUCAUCCAGGCUGAAAAUACAGAAGUAAAGAAAAGCAAGCAUGUUGUAACUGCCAGAGAAAAUGCCGAGGAUGCUAGUCAUCCCAAUGAAGAUGCCCAGAAGAAAAUAAAGUGGAAGAAGUUGAUUAAAUCCACCUUGAAAUCGAACCCAGAUGGAAAGAUGAAGAUGAAAAAACUGAAGAAACUUGUUAUGGAGGCUCUCAAGCAGUCCGGCGUUACUGAAGAUGAAAACCAACUCGGCGCGAAACUUGAACAGAAGAUAAACUCUAGUUCGAGGUUCGCUAUUGACAGCAAGUAUGUUCGUCUAGUUGCUUCAGACUGAAAUAGUUGGAGACUGGCUAGUGAAAACUUUGUGCCCUACCAUGUCAUUUUUCGUAUGUGACCACAUAGGUGUCGACUUGUUCAUGUAGUGCAUUCUUUGUGAGUCUAUCGGAACAACAUUGUUGGACCUUUUUGGUAGGAAGGUGUGCCUUCAGGUAGCGGAUUUUGCUUUGUACCCCACAUUUGGGUGGGAAUUUUGGCAGAGGGAGUUUUUCCUGAGAAAUGAUCGGGACAUAUAGAUGAGAGUUAUUUGGACAAUCUAUCUACAGAGAAGUAAUAUUCUAAUUGAGAGAGAGCUGUGAGGAGAAUUUUGUUGAUUUCUUUUUUGACAACUUGGGUCGUUCUUGAAUAUAUGAAAUCCUUAUGAACCCCUUCAGUACUUACUA